Molecule: messenger RNA, 2986 nt
Organism: Diorhabda carinulata
Lineage: Eukaryota; Metazoa; Arthropoda; Insecta; Coleoptera; Chrysomelidae
Gene: Brd8
Product: bromodomain-containing protein 8
Exons: 7
Coding region: 137-2833 (898 amino acids)
Cellular component (GO): NuA4 histone acetyltransferase complex
Molecular function (GO): protein binding
Source: RefSeq, a predicted model, not a curated record
GUUUAUCUGUCAUUUCUAUUCAUCUGGUGAAUUUUUCGAAUAGCACGUUUGACAGUUUUACAUAAACCAAAUAAUAAACAAAAGUUUUAUUUUCAAAUUUUAAUAUCAGUUUCGAUUGUAUUAAUUGUUUGACAAAAUGACUUCAAUUCAAGAACGUCUUCAGCUAAAAAGAGAACCACUUGAUAAGUGGUCUGUUAGAGAACAAUUAUGCCUAGCUUCUGCUGUUUGUCGAAGUGGUGAUCAAAAUUGGAUGUCGGUAUCUAGAGCACUAAAACCUUUUGGUGAACCUAAUCGACCAUCGGAUUGGUUUCAUCAAAAAAAUUGUGCUGCCCAAUAUGGUAUGUUGUUAGGAAACGUAGAAACCCCUAAAAGAAAAAAUAAGAAGAGUAAUGUUGAUUCGGGAGGAGAAACUCCUGCAGAAAGUAUAUUAAAAAGGUUGGUGGCUGAAAGACAAGCAGAAUUGAAAAAGCUCUUAACUGAAGAAAAAACAGAAUAUCAAAAACUUCAAGCUGAUAUGGUACUUCUUCAAUCAGGUAAAGUAUCUGAAGAACAGUUGGACAAAUGGUGUCAGGAAAUAGAACAAGAAGAAACUCAAAAAGAACAAGAAUCUAUCCUACAUUCUCAAUGGCUCAAAGAAAGAGAGUUAAGAAAACAAGAAAUAGAAAAAGUUUGGAGACCCACAAAGCCUAUAGUUGGCCAUAAACGUAAAAGUUCUGAUCCUCUAGACAAUUUGAUAGAACAAGAACAAAUGGAUGAAAUUGCACUACAGCAGCAGCAACCUCAUCAUCAGAUAUAUCCACAAACUCCUGAACCUAUGAAACAAGCUCUAUCUCCUUUACUUACUAGCUUAUUAAAGUCUCCUUCUCAAGUACCAAACACUCCUAUUUUACAUACAGCCAUAACAAAUAGACCUUUACCCAAUACUAGUACCAAUCCUAUGAUAGCCAGCUUAUUAAAUUCAUCACCAACUGUAACUGUAUCACCUAGUUUACAACAAUUAGUAAGUUCAGCAAUAGGCCAAGAAACACAAGAAAUUAUUGGACAAAUGCAGCCUUCUCAACAACAACAACAACAACAACCUAUAAUUCCAAAUGGUAUAUUAGAUGAUGAAAAUUUACCUAAUAUAAAAAUAGAUGAUUUAGCAAACAGUAUUUUGGUUCAGGAUGGUCCCCUACCAGAAAUCAAAAAAGAAGAAGUUGAUGAUAUUAUUUCAGAAAUAAUAGAAAAUGCCCAUGAUAUCGUCACUGAUCCUGAACAGCAUUUGGAACUAGAUGGGAAUGGAGACAUUAAUCUGGGAUUGGAUGAUUUUGAUGAUGAUGAUGAAGCUGAUUUACAGGAUAUUGGACAACCCAAGACAGAGACAAAAGAUGAUGAGAAGAACGAAGAGAAGAUUGUUUCUCCACCACCUAUUGUAGAUCCUUUCGAAUUUCGAGAGGAUCCUGUAAUUCCUUUAACUCAUUCUGUUAAGGUUUCCAAUAUAAACAAACAAGACCAGAAGCAGUAUGUUCCACAAUACCAACAGCAAACGUACACGGAAUCUGAUAUCAGUGAAAGUAAAGAAAUUGAUAACAUGGAAACUGAUAACAAAGUCGAAGAUACACAAAAUGUUGAAGUAGAUGAAAAAAAUUCGAGCUCAGAUACUACUAAUCAGACUCAUUCAACAGAGGAUACAAAACCAGAUCUUCCCGAAGAGAUUGUAGUUAAAGAAGAACCGGCUCCUGUACCUGGAUCAGUUGAAAUAGUAGAAGUAGUUGUCACAGAUGAUGAUGAAGAAAUUGAAAAAGUUGAAAAUAAAUGUGAAGUGGAUACUUCAAAAGUUGAUAACAUAGAAGAAAUAAAAAUUCCAAAAGAAGAAAUAGAAGAAAAAGUGAAAAUUGAAAUCGAAGCGAACAUUGUUACUGAUAGCAAAGAAAUAGAGUCGACAGCUACUAUUGAAGAAUCUUCUGAAACAUCUGAUACAACUGCUGAAGUGAAAAAAGAAGUUGAACAAGACACUGUUCCAAAGACUGAAAUUACAGAUGAGAUAUACGAUGAAGCAAAUAUAGAAGUCAAGUUUGAUAAAACCGUAAAGGCAAAGAGGGAUUAUUCAAGAACAAAGAAAAAAGACGAGAAAGCUUUUAAUAUAUUACUAGCAAUAGAAAAGGCUCAACUUGAAGAUCCAGAUUCAACAAUGGAAGAUAAUCUAUCAGAUAAUCCACCUGACCAAGACAAGAAAGAUUUAAAACAGAAAAUAAAAAUUGAAAACGAUAGAUCCAAUAGUCCAUGGACGGAAGAAGAAGAAGGUGCUGCUAAGGGUAGCAAAAGGAGAUAUUCGACUCCGGUCACACCUACUGAUUCCAUUCCAAAUUCUCCGGCAUCAAGUUCGGCUAUUUGUGACGAUGAUCGCGAAUAUAAAAACUGGAAAAAAUCCGUCAUGUUGGUUUAUAAUAGGUUAGCUACUAAUAAAUACGCUUCGUUGUUUUUGAAACCAAUCAAUGAUGAUCAAGCACCAGGUUACAGCGCUACAAUAUAUCGACCAAUGGAUCUACUGACUAUCAAGAAAAAUAUUGAAAACGGUACAAUCAGAUCAACACUCGAAUUUAAACGGGACACUAUGUUGAUGUUUACCAACGCCAUCAUGUAUAACAGAACAAAUAGUUUAGUGUACAACAUGGCGUUAAAAAUGCAACAAGAAUGCAUAGAACCCAUAGAAAUAUUGAUGAUGGCUGGAAGCAAUAACGAUUUUUCUUUAAGAAGAGAAACCAGAACCAGUGACAUAGGAACAAAACGGAAGAGAACAUUCACUGAUGAAAUUUUAUUAAAAUCCACUGCAAAAAAGAGGAAGGAAGAUUAAACCUGGAAUUAUGAUAGAGCAGAGCCAAAGGGAGAAGAAAUUUUGUUCAAUUAGAAUGAAAUUGAAUGGUUUGAAUUGAUGUUUUAGAAAUGUAAUAUUCAGUUGUAAAGAAGAUUUAUUUAAAUAGAUGAAUAAAGAGGUUAAUUUUGAAAA